Messenger RNA from Aedes aegypti (yellow fever mosquito), 831 nucleotides. RefSeq names its product ribosomal RNA small subunit methyltransferase NEP1. The transcript has 3 exons. Gene Ontology annotation, molecular function: rRNA (pseudouridine) methyltransferase activity; rRNA binding. Lineage: Eukaryota; Metazoa; Arthropoda; Insecta; Diptera; Culicidae. Bases 102 to 818 code for a protein of 238 amino acids. Gene Ontology annotation, biological process: rRNA base methylation. Gene Ontology annotation, cellular component: nucleolus; small-subunit processome. The record is from RefSeq and is a predicted model, not a curated record.
AUAACAAAUUCGGCGAAACGUGAUUCAGUGGCGAGGGAAAACUGUUGUGCGAAAUUUAAUCAAUUUUAGUAGUUUAUUAUUAUUUUUUCCAAUUAAUCAACAUGGGAAAGAAACGGAAGCACACCGAGAAUGAGCAGGAUCGGAAGGAUUACGAUUUGCCGGCAAAGCACAUGAACACAAGUCACAUUAGAUCCAACGAACGCCGACUCAUCAUUAUCCUGGAGAGAGCCCAGCUGGAAACGGUGAAGGUUGGUCAGGUAUUCGAACUGCUGAACUGUGACGACCACCUGUCGAUACUGAAGAAGAAUGGCCGAGAUCCCGGCUCCUGUCGACCGGAUAUCACCCAUCAGUCCUUGUUGAUGCUGAUGGAUUCGCCCCUGAAUCGUGCCGGACUGUUACAAGUUUACAUUAAAACCGAAAAGAACGUCCUGAUCGAAAUCAAUCCCCAGACUCGUAUUCCUCGGACUUUCAGACGAUUUGCCGGAUUGAUGGUUCAAUUGCUGCACAAAUUCAGCAUUAAGGCCAGCGAUUCGCCGCAAAAGCUGAUGCGCGUUAUCAAAAACCCCAUCAGCGAUCACCUUCCGGUAGGCUGUCGUAAGUAUGCCAUGUCUUUCAGCGCUUCGGAGGUGAAACAUGCCCGGGAGUUGGUUCCGAAGGUGGACGAACCAGUCGCGCUGGUAGUGGGAGCCUUUGCGCAUGGCGCCUUGAAUUUGGAUUACACCGAGGGCAACUUUUCCAUCAGUAACUAUCCGCUGUCUGCGGCCUUGGCUUGCACGAAGAUUUGUUCCGCUUUUGAGGAGGUUUGGGGGAUAAUAUAGAGCGUUUCACAGA